AUGAAGCUAACCAGCCCAACCCCCACUACCUUCCUCUCCCUCUUCCUGCUCCCCCUCCUCUCCACCCCCCACACACUCGCCCUCCCCACCACCUCCGACCCCUCCCCUUCCACCAACACCACCCUCCCCCUUUCCUCCAUCCUCGACGCCCGCGCCCUCGACCACAUGAACGGCAAGUGCAAGAACGAUCGCUGCAAGGUCUCGACGCGCAGCUACCCCUGCCAGAACAGCAACUGCAAUGGCAAAGGCGGUCAGAAAUGCGUCGUUGCUCCCGGGGAGACGGGCGCGUGGGUGGCGAAAUGCCCGAACAACGAGCUGCCGUAUGAGUGGGAGUGGCCUUGGAAGGCGCCCAAGGUCUAG
Messenger RNA from Cyphellophora europaea CBS 101466, 360 nucleotides. RefSeq lists its product as uncharacterized. Bases 1 to 360 code for a protein of 119 amino acids. The transcript has a single exon. NCBI's taxonomy places the organism in Eukaryota, Fungi, Ascomycota, Eurotiomycetes, Chaetothyriales, Cyphellophoraceae. The record is from RefSeq and is a predicted model, not a curated record.